AUGGUGGCUACUCCAGCCUUAGCACAUCUACUGCAGGCGGAGGGUUACACUGACAGAGCUGAGCUCGUGCAUCGCUGCAGUGAGCGCACGGCGGCUCGCGGCUCGGGAACGGAGCAGCUCGGGGCUGCUCGCCGACCCUACUCGGACAUAAUUUUAAACCCCCUGACCGGCCGGAGACGGGGAGUGGGAUAUACUAUGUCCAGGCGAAAACAGACCAAUCCCUUCAAAGUUAACUGGCCAUUCCACACUUCAGGAUUAACAGGACUUCAGCACACUAUUAACAUGGACGGCAGGGACGAGUUCAUCGAGGACAGUGAAUGCUGUAGCAACAACUCCCAGGAGGUCCAUGGGCAGGAUAGCUUCUCAGGUACAGGAUGGAGGGAUGGGGCAGAGGAGCACAGGAUGGACUCUGUGGGAACAUCCUCAGACGGAAAGGGGUGUUGGGCUGUGUUUGCCUCCAUAGAAGAAAGCGAUAGCGACCCCGACAACCACGGUGAAGACUCGUCCUCCAAUGCCUCUCUGGACGACCACAUGACCACCAAGAGAACGCAGUGCCGCCUUCAAGGAGCGGGGGUCAAAGAGGAGAGCGAGGAGGGCGCAGACCACAGCAGCAGCUUUGUUUGUCCUCUGUGCACGCUGGAUUUCAGCAGCCCUGAGAAGCUCAUCUCGCAUGUCUACCAGCACACGACCAUGAUGAGCAACACCAAGAGCUACGUGUGCCCAGUGUGUGGGCGAGCCCUCAGCUCUCCCGGCUCACUUGGACGGCAUCUUCUCAUCCACUCGGAGGACCGCCUCUCCAACUGCGCCGUCUGCGGCGCACGCUUCACAGACACCAACAACUUCAACAGGGAGAAGCUCAAAGAUGUCCUGGACACAACCAGGAUGGAUGUGAGCGGUGGAAGGGACGCCUGUUCCAUGUCCCACUCCCUGUCCAGCAGCCCCAUGAGCAGCCCGGGCUCCUGCCAGGGGCCGGGCCCCAGCCCCAGCUCCUGUCAGGGUCCACGACUAUGUCAGGCUUCCGAGCCCAGUCCCAACCUCUGUCAAGCCACUCGCACCUGCCAGGGCUCCGGCCACAUGUCCAGCCCGUGUCAAGGCCCCGCACAGUGUCACGGUUCAGGUCCUGGACCUGGACCCUGCUCAGGACCGGGGCCAUGCGCGGGGUCCGACCAGGGGCCCUCCUUCGCCUCUCUCCCCGACGGCCUCCUGUCCGAAGGGCCGUCGCUCGCCUCCAUCCCGGACGCUCUCAACUCCUCCUCCUCAGGCCUUCCUCCCAUCCCCGACAUCCUGAGCCCCAUGCCCGUGUAUCCCGCCGGCGUGCUGCUGGUGUGCAACAGCUGCGUGGCCUACCAGCAGCUCAUGGAGGCCCAGUCGCCCAUGAGGAAGUGGGCCCUGCGGCGGAAGAACGAGCCCCUGGAGGCGCGGCUGCAGCGGCUGGAGCGCGAGCGCACGGCCAAGAAGAACAAGCGGGCGUGCGAGUCGGAGGAGGAGCGGGAGCUGCGGAGGCUGCGGGACCGCCAGGCCAAGCGCAUGCAGCGCAUGCAGGAGACGGAGGAGCAGCGGGCGCGCAGGCUGCAGAGAGACCGCGAGGCCAUGCGCCUCAAGAGGGCCAACGAGACCCCCGAGAAGAGGCAGGCCCGGCUGGUGCGGGAGAGGGAGGCCAAGAGGAUCAAGCGGCGGCUGGAGAAGAUCGACCCGGCCCUGAGGACGCAGAUAGAGCACGACCCGGCCGCCAUGGCGGCCCUCACAGCGGACAUGAGCCUCUUCCAGUUCCCCUGCCCCAUGCCCGUCCCUUCCAUUGAUAACGGCCUCUUCAUGAAGCUCCCCUAACUGUGCCAGGCCAACGAUGGUGGGGGCUCAGUGUCUUCUGGCUGCAUCCCUAUCCCGUGCGCUGUGCCACCAGGGUACCAUGGUGACAGCGGAUCAGCCUCCGGUGUGUUGGACAGCUUCACACAGACCACUUUGUUAAAUACGAAAAGAAACUUGUACAAUUUCUAAUUUAUUACAGUCUAUAAAACCUUGGGCACAGGGUUUCGAAUGUUUCAUACUGUAUGGAUGACGACAACCAAGCAUGUUGUAAAGAGAUUUAUCUGUUUGUCAGUGGACUUGCAGAUCUUACACAGUUCUUGUUAGUUGAAGCAGUUAUUCUUCCCUGGAGGGGGAAAAAAAAACAAAACAACCUUUUGCACAUGCACCCUCAGCGAGGGGAGUGGGGACUCAGUAGCCACAGCCUCCUCCUUUUCGGGUCCACGCCGCCAGCCCAGUGACUCUGACCCACGGGCAGCUACACCUCUCUCUUCAAGCUGCCGUGGCCGUGACUUCAUCAAACUACUACCUCAGCCGGCGCCGUGGCGGCGCUCUCUGUCCUGUGGCUCGCAGCCUCCCAUCUCCAAGCUUCCAAAGCUCUACAUUCACCGGACACUACAACAAGAGGAUGCAGGUUUUUUACCCAUUCAGGCACUUUAAUAGGACGCCUACAUUCACACGUACAGCAGGCAGGGGUUGGCUCUGCGUUCAGAGCAGGCGAAUCGGAAUGUCUGUCCUAUUGAACAUGCCCAGUGUUGAGUAACAUUCCUCUCAUCUCCUGAGUUGGGAGCCUUCAUGCAUCCACCUCUUUACAUUCUCGUUUGCCAAGAUUUGACUCCUAGAGAAAUCUGUUGCCAAUGCCUCAUUUUUUUUUUUGUUACAACUUUUUGUUACAGAGCGUGUUAUUAGCUCAUAAAAGUCUGUGCUGCUGUUAUUGUACUGUACUAUACAUUAGUUACCUCUCAUAUAUAUAUAUAUUUAUAUAUAUAUUCUGGGCUCAUCAUCUAUGUGUAUGUGCUAAAUUUUUUCCUAAGUGGUUACCAUGGGAAAAAGUACCUACCGUGUUACCUAUUGACCUCAGAAUUUGUGACAUUACUUGAAUUCUGCCUGCAAAGUUGCUUCUGUUUUCUGACUAAUGAGGAAACAGCAACAUGAGAGUUUGCCAGUAUUGUAUAGAGAAUCCCUCACAGAUAACAUAACCUCUGCUUUGUGCAAUUCCUGUAGCUUCCUCAUGCUUUGUAAGGCUGCAGUACCUUCAGAAAAGGUCAACAAGAAUCACUUAAAUUAUUUUUCUACCCGUAAUUAGGGAGAAGCAUUUAUCAAGUAGCAUUAUAGUUGGAGGCGACUCAAAAAACAAGCCAAGUAAAGGGUUUGUUCCACUUAUUCCUUACUGAGCACUGGGGCUAAAUUCUGUCUGGGAGAUGUUGUUCAUCAUGUUUCAUUAACCCCAUUCCAGCACAUAUUUAUGCAAUAUAAUUUUCUUGCGAAAGCAGUUGGGGGCGGGGGGCAUUUGAGCUGGUUUAACAUUGUUCUAGCACAGAUGCCAAGUCUGGAUAUCCUUUGUUUUUUUUUCCUGCCUGGAAGGUUACCUCCACUUUUUUCUUGGCUCCUUCUCUCCAGGUGCAAAACCUUCCAGCAUCAAAUGAGAAGUUCCACAAACAUUCUCCAGUUUGUUUGAAUUCCUUCCGGUCGGCCCACCGGGCUCUUUGCAGACUGCAGUUUUAACAAAUAGAGAGAGAGAGGAAAAAAAACGUGGGGAUUUUCGGUCUCAUUCUCAGAGAAUUUGCAAGGAGAGUGCAUCAUACUUCUAUGCAGCAAAUGUGACGUUCACCGAGGAGAUUGAUUUCACUUUUCACUGAAACUAUGCAGAAUGCGGCUUUAAAGGAUUUUUUUGGGGUUUAAACGCACUGCAAAAUGAAAACAUUCCGCUUCUCAGGCUAUCUAACUCAGUGAGAGGGCUCAGAGCAUUAAUCCAGCACCAUAUGAUCCAUUUCUCCACCUGUCGUGUCACGUUACGGGAGCAGCAAUUGGGAAUCCUGUGACUUUUCUAGAGAAGCUUUGUUGUAUAAGAUAAAAUGUGCUCUCUCUUUCAAGCUCAGCCCGUAAACGCAACAGGGUCUCACUGCCAUUCUAUUCACUCUACCAAGGGCAGAUCAUCGUUCACCACCCAGGCUUCAGGUGUCAUUUGUUCCUCUUUCCGACUAUGAAUACUGGGUAUUCUCAAAGGUGGCUCCUUUAAAUUGCUGCGAUCCUUUUUGGUCCUGCAGUGGUCAGAAAGCUUCUUGCAGCUGGAGUAGGGCGGAGUCCGAAGUGUAGUCUGGAUUAGCUGAACACUGCAUGUUGUGAUGCUGCACUCGUCCCAGAAUGGUUUAGUUUGAGCUCGUGUUAUACUGUUAGUUUAUGCCUGCUUGUUUUUUACAGUAAUCAAAAUUGUUUUUUAAAAAAAGAAAAGAAAAAGUUGGCCUUUCACUAUUAAUUGUAUCAGGAUUUUCCCUCAAUGUCCAUGUUUACAGAAUAUUUAUUUCCAAACAAGGCCAAAUGAAUGAGCAGAACUGCUACCAACAACAUGCUAGUUGUAAUAUCAAUGCAUUCUAACUGGGUGGCACUUUCAGGACCCCAUCCUCUUACUGAAUUAACAAAUGUACAGACGACAAAACCUGGUGAAGAAUGUGGAAAUAAACAUUGAAUUU
Menidia menidia (Atlantic silverside) is the source of this 4493-nucleotide messenger RNA. The record is from the annotation of a GenBank genome assembly. NCBI's taxonomy places the organism in Eukaryota, Metazoa, Chordata, Actinopteri, Atheriniformes, Atherinopsidae.